UGCUUAACAGAGCCGCUGGAGUUCCUUUCCCAACUGGAAGCUCUCUGCAAUGGCGGAAGGAGAAGAUGAAGAUUACAUGGGAGACCUCUCCCAGUUUCUACCUCCAGAAGCCUCUGUACCUUCUAAAAAGGUUUCUAACAGUAAACCCGUGGUUUCAAAUUCUACAAACAAGCGCAAACCCCUAAGCUGGCAAGAGCAAAGAAAGCUCAAACGGCAACAAAAGCAAGUUGAAGAGGAUCAACAAACUCUGUCCAACUUAGAAUCGGCAAUUCCACAAUCAAACAUUGGGUUCAAAAUGUUGAAACAAAUGGGUUACACUCCUGGCUCAACGCUAGGCAAGGAUGGCUCAGGCAGGGCUGAACCAGUGGCUCUGGAAAUUCGAAGGGGCCGUGCUGGUCUUGGGAAGGAAGAUUCGAGAUUAGAGAAGGCAAGGAAAGAAAUAGAGAAACUUGAAAGCGAGAAAAUGAAGGAAAAAGAACUUUUGGUAGAGUUUGAGCAUCGCCAAAAGGAGAGGUGGAAGGGAAGGAGGAUUGUUGUCAAUUUUCACAAGGCCGAGGCUGUGUUAGCUCAGUUGGAGAAUAGAGAGGUCGUAGAGGAGGAUAAGGAAGAAGAGGAAGGAGAAAAGGAGGAGGAAGAGGAAGAAGAAAUCAUCACUGAAGAGGAUUUGCUAAAGAUAUUGAUGAAAUUGAGAGAUGAAUAUCAUUACUGUCUCUUCUGUGGAUGUCGGUAUGAGUCUUUGGAAGCACUUGUGGAUAACUGCCCUGGAAUAAUGGAGGAAGACCACUAGACAACCCAGGUGCCCAUACUCAUAAUGUCUUGAAGGGGUGGAUCAUGGGUGCAUUCCAUGGACACUUGAGACUUUUUUGUUUCACUCCUCAAUUCUGAUGAUGGCUCUUUGGCAAUGAAAUGAGGGAGUGUUUGAACUUUCAAGUCUGAUCUAGACCAUUCAUAUGAAGCCUGCUUCUAAGGGUUAAUGAUUCCAGAUGGAGCCACUCUGAAGCUACUUUUGCCUGGUAAAUCAACUGUAAUCCUUAAUUACUUGUGUGUGUGAAGCUACUAACUUUUUGAAGUUGAAACCGCCUUGGAAUUUGUCUUCCUUAUAGUUUUAUACAAAGUUUAUAUUUAGAUGA
Molecule: messenger RNA, 1130 nt
Organism: Ipomoea triloba (trilobed morning glory)
Lineage: Eukaryota; Viridiplantae; Streptophyta; Magnoliopsida; Solanales; Convolvulaceae
Product: G patch domain-containing protein 11
Exons: 4
Coding region: 50-787 (245 amino acids)
Cellular component (GO): kinetochore
Molecular function (GO): nucleic acid binding
Source: RefSeq, a predicted model, not a curated record